Messenger RNA from Letharia columbiana, 1026 nucleotides. RefSeq lists its product as uncharacterized. Bases 1 to 1026 code for a protein of 341 amino acids. Lineage: Eukaryota; Fungi; Ascomycota; Lecanoromycetes; Lecanorales; Parmeliaceae. The transcript has a single exon. The record is from RefSeq and is a predicted model, not a curated record.
AUGCAUUCCAUACGCGACAUUCUAUCCAUGUCCUUACUCCUCACCCUCUUCUCCUCCUUCGUGCAGGCACACCGACUACACCAAAGCCCGCAAAACCAAGAGGAAGAGUCGGGCUUCGCAGGACUCCAAAAGCUGCUGGAUCAAGUCGAUGCGCCAUCCCUACAUGCCGCCCUGCACGAUCUCUCGCCGAAGAAAUUCAAGCACGGCAUGUUCCAGGACGACCGCACGGCAGUGGAAGCCAUACACAAAGAUGAGCCAUCCUUAGCCACCAGCGUUGUGAACAUUGCCAAGCGUAACGUUAUGGAGGACAUCAAGAAGGACUUGGCCAAGCGCGCCCAAGAGAUAAGCAACGGGACCACCACGACCACCACGCCUGCCGCCAGUGUUCCUGAGUCAUCCCAUACAGGCUUGGCUACACCCGUGCCUCAAGGUGGAGGCUUGUCGUCGAGCACAACUUCAAGUCCAAGCACGGAUACAAGCACAACCCUUGCAGGGGCAGGCUCCAGCAUGCCUUCUACCAUCACGUCGACCAGCACUUCAUCCAAUGGAGCAAUUGUUGCUGGCUCAGACUCACACUCAACCACUUCAGCUUCAACCUCUGCAGGCGAAUCGCCUUCCACUACCGCCACCUCCUCAGCCUCCCUCACACAUGGCGAGGUCAUCACGAGUACCAACAGCGUAGGCCUCACCAUCGUCUCCACUGUCGGCGGCGGAGUACACACCAUCUCACCCUCACCCGGAAGCUCAACCCCAUCAAGCAGCAUGACACAAUCUUCCAUAACCAGCACCGUCGUGCACACGAGCACACUUCCUAAUGGCAGUCAAUCUGUCGUCACAGCAGUUACCAUCGUUGGUGCAGGUGCAGCUGCGGCAGAUACGCCCACAGGCACAGCGGGCGUCGCAACCGCAGGAUCAUCUUCUGGAAGCCCUAGACUACAGACUGGAGAAGCGCCUAUGAUGAGGGGAUGGUGCAAGGAGAUGGUGCUGGUGGUUGGAGGUGCAGUGGGAGUUGCGAUGAUGAUGUGA